GGUGGCACCCGUGGUGGUGGAGGAGGGGAGAGAGAGAGACUCUGCAGGUCCAAUGUCUCGUUGGCGUUCAAUGUCACUUCUCUUCCCGUACAAGCACCACAGGCACCGUCGCGCGUGUCUACCAUGAGAGUCUACAGAAUAUUAUAUCGCCAAACCCGAGCGCUGAUGGAAGAGAGACUAGAUUAUUACUCGCAAUUUAACCCGUCUCCGUUAUCCAUGCAGCAAUUUGCGGAUUUUGGUGAAAACGCCAGCAACAGAGAUUCAUUUUUGUUCCUACGCAAGGAGCUGCCAGUUCGACUAGCAAACAUCAUGAAGGAAUUCCACCUGCUGCCGGAAAAACUCCUUCAUAUGCCGUCAGUGUGUGCUGUGAGGGACCUCUACCGUAUGAGUUUUAUGGACCUUCUCGAGUUUGAAAAAGGCAGUUCCUCCAAUUCCAACAUUCUUGAAAAGUUCACCGACACAUUAAUCAAAAUACGCAAUCGCCACAUGGACGUGGUGACGACGAUGGCGCAGGGCGUGAUGGAGCUAAAGGAUGCUCACUCCAUCAACGCCAACACCGAGAGCAAUAUUCAGUACUUUCUUGACAGAUUCUACAUGAACCGUAUUUCCGUCAGAAUGCUUAUCAACCAGCACACAAUACUUUUUGGCGAAGGUGUCAAUGCACAGAACCACAUUGGUUGUAUAGACCCCCACUGUGACGUUGUCCGUGUAAUAGAAGAUGCCUACUCUCAUACCCGCUUUCUUUGUGACCAAUAUUACCUUGCCUCUCCAGAACUAGUCCUCAAGUAUCAUCAAGAACAGGACAAGGCAACAAGAACGAUAAAAGAAGCUGGUGCGCCAGUGGAUAAAACCCCUGCAUCAGUUGUAUAUGUGCCCUCUCAUCUGUAUCACAUGCUGUGUGAACUCUUCAAGAACAGCAUGCGUGCUGUUGUUGAGCAUCAUGGUCCUGGUGCUGACGUGUUUCCUCCUUUAGAUGUGCUUCUAGUCAUGGGGCAUGAAGAUAUUACUAUUAAGUUGAGUGACCAAGGUGGUGGUGUCCCCCGAAGCCAGAUAGACCAACUCUUCAAUUACAUGUACUCCACAGCCCCACAACCAGCCGUUUCAGGACUGGAUACUCCACCCUUGGCUGGUUAUGGUUACGGCCUUCCUCUCUCAAGACUGUAUGCUCGCUAUUUCCAUGGAGAUCUGAUGCUAGUAUCAUGCGAAGGUUAUGGAACAGAUGCCAUAAUUUUCUUAAAGGCACUUUCAAGUGAAGCCAAUGAACUUCUUCCAGUGUACAACAAGACUUGUCAGAGACAGUAUUCAACACCUGUUCAAACACAUGAUUGGUCCUCGCAGUCACAUUCAGCUAUGUUCAUUCGGCCAUUUUCCACCAACUCCCGGGACAAACUUCAUCAAAGAAAGAUUAGUUCUGUGCCAGAUAAUGAACCCACUGUUUCGUAGUAGAAAUAUACCUCUUAUCCGGAUGGGAAAUAACAUUCAGUAUAGUAUACAGUAAUUUGUAUGAAAUUUCUAUUUUACAAAUGUGUAGUAUAUAGUCUGAAGAAUGUUGGAAAGAGAAAAUUACAUUUUCCACGCUUGUGUUGAGAAAAUACAAUAUAGUUUACUUAGGUACAGUAUAUUGAUAUACAUAAUGCAUAUACAUAUAAUGUAUAUACAUUAUAAUUGCCUCAAACUCAUUUGCUUUUAGACAUAAUUUUUCCUUGACCAAAGAGAUUGUUUUUCCUAAAAGUUCUGUAGAUGCAGAAACACUGGUUAAUUGUUUUAGGCAUAUCAUAUGAUUUGAUAAAAAUAGUGAAGAUUACAUGUAUUGCAUAAUAUAACAUUAAUGCUCAUAUUUUAUUUGCUGUCUUCUUAAGAAAGUAAUUAAUGCAUCAUUAACCCUUAAAUGGCUCCAAUUACUGUGAUUACCUCUUGUGCUUGAGUUGUCAAAUGAGAUUUUAUGGGCCAAUUAAAUUUUAAAUGUCCCUAGUAAUGCCAUAAAUUCCAAAACUUUUGAAUUUUAAAAUCAAGCUAGAAAAAUUCAUCAGGACAAAUGGGGGAGGACAUUUGUCAAGUUGCCGGCUUCCUGUCCUUGUCAAGGCCACUAGUUAGUGGCCUUAGGAUAAAUUCAGGUAAAUAAUGAGUCCUUCCUUGGGUUGCAGUGGUAUCCCAAAGUGGCUUACCCUGUGGUGCUGUGGUAAGACACUCGCCUCACAUUUCGCGAGUGCUUUGGCCUGGGUUCGUAUCCUGGCCGGGGAGGAGUUACUGGGCGCCAAUCCUUAACUGUAGCCUCUGUUUACCCAACAGUAAAAUGAGUA
Procambarus clarkii (red swamp crayfish) is the source of this 2300-nucleotide messenger RNA. RefSeq names its product pyruvate dehydrogenase (acetyl-transferring) kinase, mitochondrial. Gene Ontology annotation, molecular function: pyruvate dehydrogenase (acetyl-transferring) kinase activity. Gene Ontology annotation, biological process: regulation of glucose metabolic process; protein phosphorylation. Lineage: Eukaryota; Metazoa; Arthropoda; Malacostraca; Decapoda; Cambaridae. Gene Ontology annotation, cellular component: mitochondrion. The record is from RefSeq and is a predicted model, not a curated record.